This is a messenger RNA of Perognathus longimembris pacificus (Pacific pocket mouse), 1622 nucleotides long. RefSeq names its product signal-regulatory protein beta-1-like. The transcript has 6 exons. Gene Ontology annotation, cellular component: plasma membrane. The record is from RefSeq and is a predicted model, not a curated record. Gene Ontology annotation, biological process: positive regulation of phagocytosis; positive regulation of T cell activation. The coding region runs from base 87 to 1622 and encodes 511 amino acids. NCBI's taxonomy places the organism in Eukaryota, Metazoa, Chordata, Mammalia, Rodentia, Heteromyidae.
AGGCAGGGUCCCUCGUCCAGCCUCAUAGCAGAGUCUGGAUUCUCCCCAACACAGACAGCAGGACGCAGAAGACUGCCUGGGUCUCCAUGAUGCUCAUUCCUGACUCCUGGCCCCAGUCUCCUCCUCCCGUCCUACUACUGACCCUCCUACUGGGACUCACAGGAGCAGCUGAAGAUGAGCUGCAGGUGAUACAGCCAGACAGGGCCGUGUCUGUUGCCGCUGGACAGUCGGCCAUGCUGCGCUGCACUGCGACCUCCCUGCGCCCCCUGGGGCCCAUCCAGUGGUUCAGGGGGAAAGGACCAAGCCGGGAGUUGAUCUGCAAUUUCAAAGAACCAUACCCUCCCCGCGUCACACCAGUUGCAGAUAUCACACGGAGAGAAAACAGGGACUUUUCCAUCCGCAUCCAGAACGUCACCCCAGCAGACGCGGGCACCUACUACUGUGUGAAGUUUGAGAAGAUGCCCUCUGGGGACAGGGAGUUUAAAUCUGGAUCAGGCACUGAGCUGUCUGUGAGUGGAGCAGCUGAAGAUGAGCUGCAGGUGAUACAGCCAGACAGAGCGGUGUCUGUCACCGCUGGACAGUCGGCCAUGCUGCGCUGCACUGCGACCUCCCUGCGCCCCCUGGGGCCCAUCCAGUGGUUCAGGGGGAAAGGACCAAGCUGGGAGUUGAUCUGCAAUUUCAAAGAACCAUACCCUCCCCGCAUCACACCAGUUGCAGAUCCCACACAGAGAGAAAACAGGGACUUUUCCAUCCGCAUCCAGAAUGUCACCCCAGCAGACGCGGGCACCUACUACUGUGUGAAGUUCGAGAAGAUGCCCUCUGGGGACAGGGAGUUUAAAUCUGGAUCAGGCACUGAGCUGUCUGUGCAUACCAGACCUUCGCCUCCCGUGGUUGUGGGCCCUGCAGCCAGGGCCACACCUGGGCAGACAGUGAAUUUCACCUGCAAGUCUCACGGCUUCUCCCCCCGGAACAUCACCCUGAGAUGGUUCAAAAAUGAGAAGUGGCUCUCUGCCUCCCACACCAGCCUGGACCCCAAGGGAGAGAGCGUCUCCUACAGCGUUUCCAGCACAGCCAGGGUGCAGCUGGCCCUCGGGGACGUCCACUCUCAGGUCAUCUGCGAGGUGGCCCACGUCACCUUGCCCGGGGGCCCUCUUCGUGGGACUGCCUACUUGUCUGAUGCCAUCCGAGUGCCACCCACCCUGGAGGUCAGCCAGCAGCCCACCAUGGUAGGAAAGCAGGUGAACGUCACCUGCCUGGCAUUCAACUUCUACCCCUCGAGCCUGCGGCUGAGCUGGAUUGAGAUUGGAAAAGUGUCACUGACAGAAGCGGGCUGGACAACCUCUGAGAACAAGGAUGGGACACACAACCACACGAGCUGGCUACUGGUGAACACCUCUGGGCAAAGGGAGAGUGUGGCACUCACCUGCCAGGCGGAGCAUGAGGGCCAGCCCGCCAUCACUGCCAACCUCACCCUGGAGGAGGAGCAGGCCGGUGACACAGCCCCUGAUGUCAUGUGCUUUAAUCCUGCUGUGCUCUUCACAAUUCUGUUCCUUGGCACCAAGGUGCUGCUGGCAUUUGGAGUCUCUGCCAUCUACAUCCACAGGAAGCAGAUGGUAAGCUGA